This is a messenger RNA of Bufo gargarizans (Asiatic toad), 4231 nucleotides long. It is a transcript of the gene GPR39, whose product is annotated as G protein-coupled receptor 39. Gene Ontology annotation, cellular component: membrane. Bases 138 to 1472 code for a protein of 444 amino acids. Gene Ontology annotation, biological process: G protein-coupled receptor signaling pathway. Gene Ontology annotation, molecular function: G protein-coupled receptor activity. The transcript is spliced from 2 exons. The record is from RefSeq and is a predicted model, not a curated record. NCBI's taxonomy places the organism in Eukaryota, Metazoa, Chordata, Amphibia, Anura, Bufonidae.
CUGUGUACAGCAGACUUUACAGGCAGCUCCCUCACUGUCGCCGGUUCUGUCUCCAGGCCCUCACCAUGCUGCCCUGCCACUAUGGGGGUACAACUGACCUUCCUUGAUGACUGAGGUGCUGUAUUUAAGCAGUGAAGAUGGCUAAGGAGGAUCCCUGUGGACAGCUCAUUGACCAUUCCCACAUCCCUGACUUUGAGGUCCGGCUGGUGGUGAAAAUCUCCUUGACUGUAAUCUAUGGGAUUAUUUUCCUGGCUGGCAUUGUGGGGAACAGUGUAACAAUCCAGACCACCAAGUUGCUGAGGGACAAAGGUUACCUUCAGAAGGGAGUGACGGACCACAUGAUCAGCCUGGCCUGCUCCGACCUGCUGGUCAUUCUGCUGGGGAUGCCAGUGGAGUUAUACUCAGUCAUUUGGUUUCCCUUUUCCUCCUCAUAUGGGAAUAUCACCUGUAAGGUGUACUGCUUCCUUUUCGAGGCCUGCAGCUAUGCCACCAUCUUCCAUGUGGCCACUCUCAGUUUUGAGCGAUACAUGGCAAUUUGUCAUCCCUUCCGCUUCAAGGCUGUGUCAGGCACAUGGAUGGUGAAGCUGAUGAUUUGCUUUGCUUGGCUGACCUCUGUGUGUGUGGCACUGCCCUUGAUUUUUGCCAUGGGGGCAGAAUAUCCUCUGAGCCCUAUGUCUGGUCGGCACUCACAAUGCAACACGUCCACAUCAUUUCACAUGAAUGGAAACUUUACCCUGUGCACCAACCUCCAUUCUAAGUGGCUUGCAUUUCAGGCCAGCAUCUUCAGCGCUUUUGCAGUCUACAUAGUUGUGCUGGUCUCUGUGGCUUUUAUGUGUCGGCGAAUGAUGGUCAUUUUGAUGGUGACGAAGAAAGGAACAAUCACUGUGAAGGGUCAGCCUGGCACUAGUGUGACCACUGAAAUGACCAAAAGUGACUGCUCCGAAGCCAGAUCUGCCCGCAAACAGACAACAGUCUUCUUAGGCCUGAUAGUUCUGACUCUUACUUUCUGCUGGAUGCCCAACCAGGUUCUCCGCAUCAUGGCAGCCAGUGUACCCAAGCAGGAAUGGACAGUCCACUACUUCCGGGCCUACAUGACGCUGCUCCCAGUCGCUGACACCUUCUUCUACCUCAGCUCUGUGGUGAAUCCACUCUUAUACAAUAUUUCUUCCAAACAAUUCCGAGACGUUUUCCUUCAGGUCCUUCGUUGUCACCUGACACUGGAGCAUGUCAACGUAGAAAAGCUCCGCAGAGCUCACUUAAACUCUGCUGCCAGCGCUAACUACAAGCGGCCUCUGAUCUCCAUGUCCUUUAAAAGACACAGCAUGGCCACCCACCAGAACUCAUGCCAGACCUCUAGGAAGCAACCCGGGCAGGAGAGCAGAGGAGUGCCAAUGACCUCACAGCAAGAUCACACAGCAAUAAUGGUGCAGGCGACAUCUGGCAGGAAUGGCCUUUGUGAAAGUGAAAUCUGAGGCAUUCUGAUCCGAGCAUUCACGAGCCUUGUGACACACAAGAGCAAAGUCAUCGGGAAUAAUCUACUUGUGCUUUUAUUGUCAUUACAUUGAUCUAUAGAGCCAACAUAUUUUAUAGCAAAGGACAAAGAAAGAGUGAAGACAAGCAGCGUAACACACAAGUCAGACACUGGGUGAGAUACAAGAUGGAGACAGGGACGCGGGGACGUACAUAGUGGGAAGGGAUGCGCGGAUGUACAAAAUGGUGGGAAGGGACACGGGGACAUAGAACAUGGUGGGAAGGGAUGCGUGGAUGUACAAAAUGGUGGGAAGGGACGCGGAAACGUAGAACAUGGUGGGAGAAAACAUAAAAAUACAAUGGCAAGAGGCAUGACUGGAGACAUUGCUAUGUCUUAAGGAUUUGGUGCUGGAUCUCAAUGGCAAAGGAUAGAUUACUGCAGAUACAUGGAAACAAUGUCCCUAAUAAAAUUUCAUAAUGGUCUUCUGACGUUAUUUCGAUUUACAAAAUUACAGAAUCAAUCAAGCCAGAGAUAGUGUAGGCGAGAGAGUGAUACACGGCCCCAUUAUUCCGAGCAAUUCCUACUUCCAACGUUGGCAGCAUGUAGCUCAUGAAGUUAGUCAUGUGUCCACAGUUGGCCUGGUGGGUAAAAGGGGUGAUUUAUCAGAGUUUCAGGAAUGGACGAUUAUUGGUUUUCGGGGCCCCGGGUGGCGGUAUUUCUGACACUGUGCAGUGUGAACAGUUCUCUGCUGCUGUGGUGAAAGUAUACAGAUUGGACAAAUGGCAGCAAUGUAAAUAAGACAUGUUAAAAACUGUUGUGACCACGUGCCAUUGAAGGGGGAAUUGAACGUCAGCUAUGAAGGUGCGCGAGGGCAGGCUGACACGCUACAGUGGAGCAGCUAACUGCUAAAAUGAACUAGAUGCAGGUCUAACAGACUAGUUCAGAGAACCCUAUUGCGUAUGGGGCUCUGGAGCAGAUGGAAAGUCCCUGCACCUCUGAAGCCUUUUCUGCAAUGAGUCACAUUUUCGGAUGGAUGUUGGCGUCUCAGGAGAGAAACAUCAGAUAACAAUCAUCCUGCAACCAUUGCUGAAGGACACAAGCCGGUGGUGGCAGCAUUGUGGUUGGGGGGGGAGCUUUCAUGGCAUUCUCGGGGCCGUUCAUGCAUGUGGAAGGCACUCUCAGCCGAUUUGGGUAUGAAUUGAUCUUUGCAGAUCACGUACACCAAUACAUGCUGAUUGUCUCCGCUGGGGAGGAUUGGAUCUUCUAGCGCGACAUGUCACACGGCUAGUAAUGUCUGAUAUUGGUUGGAAUAGUAUGACCAAGACUUCCAAGUACUACCCCGGCCCCUAAUUCCCAAAAAGUAAACCCAACUGAACCACUGAGGUGUUCCCACAGAUGCUAUGGUCGCUCUAUGGAUCCGCUGUGUCCACUCCAGCAGCUGUGGGACCACCUCGAUGUAUGUGUUCGCUCUAUAGAUUCUCUCCACACACCCCCUCCAGUAACUAUGAGACCACCUAAAUCGGGAAUCCUCAAACUGCGGCCCUCCAGCUGUUGCAAAACUACAACUCCCAGCAUGCCCAAGCAGCCUACAGGUUUCAGCCUACAGCAGGGCAUUGUUGGAGUUGGAGUUUUACAACAGCUGGAGGGCCGCAGUUUGAGGAUGCCUGACCUAGAUGCUUGUUUUUGCUCUAUAGAUCUCCCCCACGCUCCCUCUAGCAGCUGUGGCACCCCGAUGGUUGUGUUCACUCCAUGGACCCUCUCCCACGCCCCAUCCAGCAUCUGUGGGACCACCUCGAUGGUCAUGUUCACUUUCAAGAUCCUCCCUCACGCUGGCUCCAGCAUCUGUGGGACUACAUCCAUGGUUGUGUUCGCUCUAUAGGUCCCCCCCCCCCAUGCCCCCUGCAGUAGCUAUGAGACCACCUUGAUGGUUGUGUUUGUUCCAUUGGUCCUUCCCCACGCUCCCUCUAGCAACUGUGGGACCACCUCGAUGGUUGUGUUCACUCUAUGGAUCCUCUCCCCCUCCAGCAGCUGUGGGACCAUCUCGAUGGUCAUGUACGCACUAUAGAUCCUUCCCCCACUCCUUCCAGCAGCUGUGGGACCACCUCAAGGGCCAUGUUCGCUUUCUAGAUCCUUACCCAUGCCCCCUAGCAUCUGUGGGACUACCUUGAUGGUCAUGUUUGCUUUCUACAUCCUCCCUGACACCAGCUCCAGCAUCUGUGGGACUUCAUCCAUGGUUGUGUUUGCUCUAUGGGUCCUCCCCCACACCACCUCCAUAGUCAUGGUUGCUCUAUGGAUUUCCCUGUGCCAACUCCAGCAGCUAUGGAACCACCUUUAUGGUCAUGUUCACUCUAUAGCUCCUCCCCCUCUUGCAUCUGUGGGACAACCUCGAUGGUCAUGUUCAGUCUAUGGAUCCUCCCCACACACACUGUCCAGCAGCUGUGGGAACACUGUUAUGGUAAGAACCUUAUUGAGUCACCCUAGCCUGUCUAGCUGCUGUCUGUGCUGCAUCCAGAGGUUACUCAGUAGCUGCUGCUCAGAAUAAUGGGAGUCGACUAUGUCGAUAGACAUCAGAUAGAUGAUAGAUCUGAGAUGUACCAGGAAUGUACAAAGGCUUCAUCUCCAUUUUCUGCUUGAACGCAGGGCACAAGGUAAGUGAGAGGAAUAGGAAGAUCGGUGAUGAUGUUGAGAGCAAGGGGAUGAUGCGGGUUUCUGGCAGACUGGCUCUUUGUCUCCUUUUCUGAAUUGUAAUAUGUAAGACCC